Molecule: messenger RNA, 249 nt
Organism: Rangifer tarandus platyrhynchus (Svalbard reindeer)
Lineage: Eukaryota; Metazoa; Chordata; Mammalia; Artiodactyla; Cervidae
Source: the annotation of a GenBank genome assembly
AUGAGUACGGUGUGCUUUCCAAGUAAAGGUAAACCCAAAGACACGAGGGCAGGGCUUGGCCACGAGAAAGCUCCAGGAAGACGAGCCAGAGGCUCAUCGCUGGAUCGUUCUCCAGACUGCACUGACCAGUCUCUGAGCCAGGCGGUGCAGAGGCUGUGGCCUCCGCUGCCAAGCAGAGCUGAUGCCGGUGCCGGAGACCUGCCUCGGUUCCUGGGCGAGUGGCAGCAUGCCCUGCCUGACUGGCGCUAG